Messenger RNA from Topomyia yanbarensis, 1658 nucleotides. RefSeq names its product acid phosphatase type 7. The record is from RefSeq and is a predicted model, not a curated record. The transcript has 5 exons. Bases 107 to 1444 code for a protein of 445 amino acids. NCBI's taxonomy places the organism in Eukaryota, Metazoa, Arthropoda, Insecta, Diptera, Culicidae. Gene Ontology annotation, molecular function: acid phosphatase activity; metal ion binding.
AAUCUUUGCGAAGGAUUAUCGCUCGCUGCUGCUGUUAUCGACUUUGCUGACGACAGUGCGAAACUACGCAUCAUUGGGAAGUGGUCAUUUUCAGAAAUAAUUUAAUAUGGUGUCCAAAGACAUGGCACUGUGGGUGAUGGCCCCAUUCGUGCUACUACUGAUCCGGUCGGUAAGUGGCCAAGUAUUCUACUAUCAACCGGAACAGGUUCAUCUGGCCUUCGGGGAAUCGACAAGCGAACUGGUCGUUACGUGGAGUACUAUGACUGCAACGAAUGAAUCCGUCGUUGAGUAUGGAAUCGGUGGAUAUAUACUGAGAGAAACGGGAACCGAACAGAAGUUCGUCGAUGGAGGUUCCCAGCGGCACACGCAGUACAUUCACCGGGUAGUGCUGAAGGAUUUGCAACCAUCGUCUCGCUACGAGUACCAUUGUGGUAGUAAGAUGGGCUGGUCGGCCGAGUUUUAUUUUCAUACUGUCCCGGAGGGUUCCGACUGGUCGCCAUCGUUGGCCAUUUUCGGUGAUAUGGGCAAUGAGAACGCCCAAUCGAUGGCGCGCUUACAGGAGGAUACCCAGAGGCACAUGUACGAUGCAAUACUGCAUGUUGGUGACUUUGCGUACGAUAUGAACUCGGAGAAUGCGCUUGUCGGGGAUCAGUUCAUGAAUCAGAUCGAAUCGAUUGCGGCAUACACACCGUAUAUGGUGUGCGCUGGAAAUCAUGAAGAGAAAUACAACUUCUCUAACUACCGAGCACGGUUCAGUAUGCCGGGUGGAACGGAGAAUAUGAUGUAUAGCUUUAACCUUGGCCCGGUGCAUUUCAUCGGAUUCUCAACCGAAGUGUACUACUUCAUAAAUUACGGUCUGAAGACGCUUGUGAAUCAAUACGAGUGGCUGCGACGCGAUUUGGAGGAGGCAAACCGACCGGAAAAUCGUGCCCAGCGACCAUGGAUUGUGACCUAUGGUCACCGACCGAUGUACUGCAGCAAUGAUAACGAUAACGAUUGCACCCAUGGUGAAACAUUGGUGCGCGUUGGGCUUCCCUUCUCGCACUGGUUCGGCCUGGAGGAUCUGUUUUACGAGCACGGUGUGGACGUGGAGAUCUGGGCUCAUGAGCACUCGUACGAGCGGCUGUGGCCCAUCUACGACUAUAAGGUAUACAAUGGCUCCCAUGAGGAACCCUACCGUAAUCCUCGCGCACCGGUUCAUCUGGUUACCGGUUCGGCCGGCUGCAAGGAAGGACGUGAACCGUUCAUACACAAAAUCCCCGAAUGGAGUGCAAUCCACAGUCAAGAUUACGGUUAUACCCGCAUGAAGGCGAUCAACGGAACUCAUUUGUACUUUGAGCAGAUUUCCGUGGACAAAGAGGGAGCGGUCAUCGAUUCGUUCACCAUCGUCAAGGAGCAGCAUUUAUCGUACAAGCAGCUGCUACAACAGAAUGGGGCUAAUUGAAUUUCGGGUCGGUUUGGACUUUUAAAGAUAAAACUUUAUUCUCACGUAAAACAGUUGUUACAUUCGUAUCAUAUCUAUAGGUAGGGUAGUGUGCACUUGUUCGGAUUACCUAUGUUACCAAAGUGAUAAAAAUACACGAUAUCUGAAUCUAAUGGUCAUGGUACGAUCUAUUAAAAUAUACGAGAACCUAUAGCUUUAUCACAGAUUCUUAGAA